Messenger RNA from Camelina sativa (false flax), 804 nucleotides. RefSeq lists its product as uncharacterized. Lineage: Eukaryota; Viridiplantae; Streptophyta; Magnoliopsida; Brassicales; Brassicaceae. The record is from RefSeq and is a predicted model, not a curated record.
UUUCUUCUCUCCAAAGAUAUAUAAUCUACUUCUUUAUAUAUGUACUCACACACACAUACAAGAGUCAUCUAGAUCUUUACUUACACAAUCUAAAAACCUAGUUGUUCUUUAUCAAUAAAACAGAGAAGACCAAGAACAAGGCAUGGCGAGAUCACCAUACUACGGCUCAUCGUACUUAGACUACCUCUCUCUCCCAAACCCACAUCUCUGUUUCUUCUUCAUCGUCGUCUUCUUCGUGUUUUCCCUCACAUGGUACUUGAACUACGAGUCCGUCCUCGAAGACACCCUUGACCAGCUCAAGCUCAUCCUCAUGUUCACCCCUCUCUUCCUUCUCCUCCUCGUCCACUUCUUCUCCGGCGGCCUUUCUUUCUACGUCCCCUGGCCUGAACAAGACUCUAUUCACCGUGCCGGUUCUUCCCCUUGGGGCGUAGCAGCUGUGCUCGUGCUCAUCUUGUUCAUGGUCUCGUACCAGUCAGAUUUCCAGGAGAGGUGGUUCCCUUUUGGGGGUAAGUAGAUCGAUCAAAGUUUAUGACCAGCUUUAGUUAUUCUCUAACUAGAUAUGGGAACAGCCAUGUAAAAUAUCAAAGUACCUGAGUCUUAAUUACGGUAAUAAGAGAUUGUAUGUAUUUUUCUUAAGAUGACAGAUUUUAGUCUGUCAUGUGAACUUUAAUAUGUGUAGGAAUGAAACUUUUUCCGAAUGUCUUAUCAAGAGGUUAUAUAUGUAGAUGAAGUUGUUUCAGCUAGCGUAUGUUGCUCUUCUUUUUGUAAAAGUUCUUUUGGAAAAUGAGAUAGACUCAGAUUUUU